AUGGAUUCAGGUGAGGAGAACGUAUCCAUGGAGCAGAAGACGUCUUCUCCACUGAUUCCUCCACAGGAGGAGCAGAAGCAGGAGCAGAAUCAAGAGCAGGAUCAGGAAUUACAGACACAGCAGAAAGAAAACGUAGUUGAAUCUAGCGCUACACCCAGAGUAACCCCUCAAGAGAGUGUAGAUGAGCAACCCGUCAGUGGUGGCUCUUUUACUCCUGUUUAUCGACCUGGUUGUGCCACAGACCCAGAUCCUCUGCGGAACCUUAUCGUGAAUUAUCUUCCACCGCUAAUGGAUGAGGCGGAACUCUACCACCUUUUCUCCCAGUUUGGUCCCAUUGAAAGUGUAAAGAUUAUCUAUGAUAAGGAGACGAAAGAGAGUCGUGGGUAUGGUUUUGUGAAGUAUCUGCAUUUCUUUAGUGCAACAUAUGCUAUAAACGGGCUCAACGGCUACCACAUAGUGGGGAAACGUCUGAAAGUAGCAUACGCCAAUGUGGAAGCAGCAAUGGAAAGUUACAAGGCAUUGCGGACCUCAGCAAUGUGUUUCUCCAUGGAGCAGCAGAUGGCUUUGCAAGCUAUUUUUUAUCAACAGAUUUUGUUAGCGCGACAGCAGGAGAGGCAGAUGCAACAAUAG
Trypanosoma theileri is the source of this 630-nucleotide messenger RNA. RefSeq names its product RNA-binding protein RBP-3. Lineage: Eukaryota; Euglenozoa; Kinetoplastea; Trypanosomatida; Trypanosomatidae. The transcript has a single exon. Gene Ontology annotation, cellular component: ribonucleoprotein complex. Gene Ontology annotation, molecular function: RNA binding. The coding region runs from base 1 to 630 and encodes 209 amino acids. The record is from RefSeq and is a predicted model, not a curated record.